UGCUCUCACUUCCUCAACACAGUCAUGGCCCCAACGGUGAACCCAGGAGAACCGCGCCAGGCUCCAAAACCACAGCCUCUGGGUAACUUUCCAUUGAUCAUCCUAUUCACGACUUGCACCUGCUGCGUGCUCUUCCUGCUCUGGCGGCGGGCCUCGUCGCUACGGACUGUUGUUGCCCAUAAAUUGACAACAUGGACGCGGAAGGAUGGGCAGAUCCGCCUCUCGAUCGACGACGGGCCUCCAGCGCAUGAGUUCCUCCAAGACGAUUUCGACGAAGAUCGCGAGCGAAUCACGGAACAGCAUUUGCUGAGGCGAGACCCAAGCGAUAUAAACCCAUCGCCUGCACAUGAGAACGCCCAGGAGGGCCCGAAUCUGUCGUCUCUUGAGUCCAUACAUACGUGAUAUCGGAGCUAUGCGUAGUAAUUUGUUGCGGAGUGCUGAGCACUUCCAUGAACUCAGCGACGCUACCUGCGCUGCUAGUUGUGCGUGCAUCUUCCAAGCAUUGAGUAGGUGAAGUGGAGUAGUCUAUGCCGCAAGAAGACGACUGUGCCCCGUUUGUUGCUGCGAAACGAGAUGCGCAAAGCCAAUGUAUCCAGGAGCAAUGUACCAUCUCUCGCAGGCGGCGCCUUUCGGUUGCCCAGAAUCUAGUCGUGAACGGGUUUCCGCUGUCGAAUGUGUUACAAC
Molecule: messenger RNA, 684 nt
Organism: Postia placenta MAD-698-R-SB12
Lineage: Eukaryota; Fungi; Basidiomycota; Agaricomycetes; Polyporales; Adustoporiaceae
Exons: 4
Coding region: 25-402 (125 amino acids)
Source: RefSeq, a predicted model, not a curated record